UCAACCGCACGUUCCAGUUUUCACAGAGAACCCAAGAAAUCAAACACUCGUCUAGUCUUGAAAAAACUUUUUUAUUACUUUUUUUGAGCCCUUCUCUGUCUCUCUCUCUCUCACACACACACAAAAACACAAGCAAUGCCUUUCACGUACCUAACCACAUUAACCGCAUUGUCUUCAAUGGUUUUUGCUGCAUUUCUUCUUCUUGUUUAGAUGAUGGGUGGCUGCUCCAACUCUUGUUCUUCAUCUUCCUCACGUGGGUCUUCUUCUUUGGCCGCGCCACCUCCAUGGUGCCCAAAGUCACCACCUGGAGGUUUAGAUUUGUUUGGGAAGGGAAGGCAGUUGGUCAAGGUACAAAUCUUGGAGAGAGAGAUUGGUUUGCUUCAGGAAGAGUUAAAAACUGUUGAAGGCCUUCAACCUGCUUCCAGAUGCUGCAAAGAGCUUGAUGACUUCAUUGGGGCUAAACCAGAUCCUUUUGUGUCAAGCAGAAAUGAGAAGCCCCAUAAAUCUAGUUGCCGCUGGAAGUGGAUCUGUCUUUCAUGGAUUUACUGCUCAAGUGAAUGUCAAAAGCCAACUUCUUGUGCCUGCUGUCCAUCGAGUAACUCCCACAGGCAUUCAUGCAGCUGCUUGGAGAAUAUGGCUUGUCAAAGUUGUUGCAAAAUUACCAGACCUUCAUGUCCACGCUUCAGUUUCUGCUGUUUCAAUUCAUCCCUUUGUAAUCGUACAAAGGUGAAUCUAUGUUGCUCAAAAACACUUCACAAGUCAUGUUGUCUAUAAUCAUGCAAUUAUUUUUGCUUUUCUUGAACUGUAACUUUCUUCAGCCUCCUUAAUUAAUCUCAUUAAUUUGCUUUACUUGAA
Messenger RNA from Hevea brasiliensis (rubber tree), 855 nucleotides. RefSeq names its product guanine nucleotide-binding protein subunit gamma 3. Lineage: Eukaryota; Viridiplantae; Streptophyta; Magnoliopsida; Malpighiales; Euphorbiaceae. Bases 211 to 774 code for a protein of 187 amino acids. The record is from RefSeq and is a predicted model, not a curated record. The transcript has 5 exons.